AUGAGUUUCAAGCUUCAUGUUUUCCUAUGUCUUCUUCUCGCGCUCGGUCUUAUCUCUUCGGCAGUGGCAGCUGGUCGGAUAGUUCCCAAAGAUGAGGAGCAAGACAAUUGCAGUCUCGAUGGUGAUCGACCCGAUAGCUGUCAUAACUACGCCGGUGAGCGUCGUGUGACUGCGAACGAUGAAGGAGUCGUGCCACAAACAGAAGACGAAACAAAAGAAUCAAACGUAGAUCACCAUGGUGUUGAUAGCGAUACUGAUGGAUAUGGAAUUAAUCAAGGCGGACAAGGCGGAGGUAGAGGCGGACAAGGCGGUAAAGGAGGCGGACAAGGCGGUAAAGGGAGCGGACAAGGCGGAGGUAGAGGUGGACAAGGCGGACAAGGAGGUAAAGGAGGCGGUCAAGGUGGUAAAGGAGGCGGACCAGGCGGAGGUAGAGGCGGACAAGGCGGACAGGGCGGAGGUAGAGGUGGACAAGGCGGAGAAGCAACAUCUAUUGCAGGCAAUGGGGUGUGUACUCGUGCUUCAUGUGUUAAGGAAGAACGGGUUCCAAGGAUUCAUUGGAUCUCCGAAGACGAUAAUGGUGUUGAAUCUUCCAACGGCGAUGUUGGAUAUUCUGAUGGUGGUGAGGCUAAUUGGUGGCUGGCGGGGCCAUUGCUUGUGAGGAGGUUUGAGGAUGGCUUGUGUGAACUCAAGUGGGACUGGACUCAUUGUGACUUGUGA
Molecule: messenger RNA, 717 nt
Organism: Fragaria vesca subsp. vesca
Lineage: Eukaryota; Viridiplantae; Streptophyta; Magnoliopsida; Rosales; Rosaceae
Exons: 4
Coding region: 1-717 (238 amino acids)
Source: RefSeq, a predicted model, not a curated record